UUUUCAUCGAGAGAUAGCCACGGAAUUCGAAGCUCGCAAUUAAGUUUACGAUAUGAGGAGAAUAUGAUUGAAGAAUAAACACCGCACACAGUUUAUAUCUCACGUUACGCCUCCGUAAUAUUGAUCUGGACGCCAGUGGACAUGCGUUUAGCGCGUUUAACUUCAUUGUGACAGGUGCCCUGUCCGGGGUAUCCUGUUCGAAGUGUCUCGUCGGCAGGAACACUAUGUUGAUCGUGACAAAUAAUAUGUGACAUCGCUUCGCAACGCGUAGCCCAAAAUCAUGAAAAUCAUGUAUCAUGUGCGUGUUGGUUGAUGGAACAACGAAGCACCGAGAGAGAGCUUCGACUAGAAUUUGGAACAUGUGCCUUCGUUACGACAAAGUAACCCGUUAGUCUGAAAAAAACAUGACUGCCAUAGGCGACGUGCAAGCUUUGCAGACUCUCACAGUUUACACUAGUGAUGUAAAUAGCGUCGAUUUCGCUGGUGAUUGCGUGCUGAUAACAGGAUCCGGGGACAAACGUGUUCGAGUUUGGGAAUGGCAGCCCGGUACUGGAUAUGUGGAAGCUUACUUUUCACCCCUGAUGGGACACAAGUACGGCGUGACCUCGGUCAAGGUCAGCCCUCAAUCCACCAUGUUAGCCACUUCCAGCAUAGACGGUACUACGCUGCUUUGGAACCUGCGUACGGGAGCAAAGAUACAUACUAUGGUGCAGAUAGGCGGCGAGGCAGUAAGAGUUUGCAGAUUUUCGCCGGAUUCAACGUUACUUGCGACCGCUGGAGAUAACGGACAAGUCUGUAUCUGGGAUCUGGUUCAUCGCAAUUUAAUCAGGUGCUUUCAAAAACACGAGGGUGCUGUACAGAGUGUGUCUUUUUCGCCAGAUUCCAGCUGGCUGAUCACCUCAUGCACAUUGGGCGUCCUAAAGCUGUUUUCCACUGCCGAGCUGAUUGACACUUGUACGCCUAGCGAUGAGGAUGUCGCUGAACUCGUUUCAAUUGACGAUGCUCACGACAUGGGAGUAGUUUGUUGCGACUUCUCCACUUUUCAAGAAGUCACAUGUAACGAACCGUAUACUAAGCUUUAUCAGCUGGUCUCGUGCGGCAAUGAUCACGAUGUGAAAUUGUGGGAAAUCACAGUGAGCCAGAAUAAAUGUGAGGCCCAACCCUCUACUGCCAUUGUACAGCUUUGCAGAGUGAUGAAAAAGCACAGCAGUGCCUUAACUUGCGUUCGUUUCAGCAGCAACGGAUUAUACAUUGCUAGCUGUGGCCUCGAUAAAACGGCAGUAAUUUGGGAGACGAGCUCAGGAAAGAUAAUGACGAUACUUUCUGGUCAUAACAGAUAUAUCGCUUGCUGCGCUUUCUCGCGCGAUGGAAGCUUAUUAGCUACAGGCUCUAAUGAUAAAUCAGUAAUCGUCUCGGACUUGACAGGAAAUUUAACUGUCGAUUCGGAACUCUCAAAAAAUAUUGGAACGAAAUGGUUUCUAAAUGAUCCUGAAAAGAACACUAUGUAUGAACAGGAUGUGAUGAAAAACGUCGAAACAUAUGCUAACGAAGUGCGACUGAUUCAAAGACUGGAAGAGCAUAAUGGAGCAGUGAACAGCGUUGCCUUCUACGGAAAUAAUCUUCUAGCCUCAGCAUCCGGCGAUAAAUUAGUACGUAUGUGGAGUGUGGAAACUGAGGAAGAAGAUGGAGAGGAAAAAAUUAAAAUACAAGAGAAGCCUUUCAGUCCACUCGAUGCUCAUACUUAUAGCGUCAAUUACGUGGAAUUUAGUCCAUGUGGUUCCAUGCUCGCCUCUUGUUCUCUCGAUGGAACGACUGUAGUUUGGAAUACAGAAAAUGGAAACCAAGCAAAAUCCUCCUUUGUCAAUUCCGGGACAGGUAUUCGUGUAUGCCGAUGGUCACCGGAUGGUACAAAAAUUGCGACUGCUGGUGAUGACGAGAAGACAACAUUAUGGGACGUAGAGAGUAUGGACCGGUUACAGGAAUAUUAUAGUGUUUUCGAAGGUCACGCCGAUGCGAUAACGGCCAUCGCGUUUACGCAUGAUUCUCGUUAUUUGGUGACUGCGUGCAACGAAGGUACUUGGCGUCUUUUCGAUACUCUGGAUGAAAAAAACGGUUCCGAAGCAUUGAUGGUUUGCGAUGCAAGUCAUGAUCUGGGUGUUCAAGGAUGCGAUUUCAGCCCUACUCCAGGUUCCGCUAUAUGCACAAGAGACACAGAUUCGAACAUCGAUGAGCAAAUAUAUUUACUAGCAACAUGUGGUAACGAUUCGUUAGUUAAAUUAUGGCACAUAAUCAUCUCGAAUGAGUCAUUAUCCGAUCCAGACAGUAUUGGCUCGAGCAAUAUCGGAAUACGUUACAAGGAAAAAAAAUCCUUAACUGGGCAUGGUGGAAAUGUAAUGUGUGUUCGUUUUUCGCCUAUUCACGGAGAAGUUCUAGGUAGUGUCGCAACGGACAGAACAGCUCGUAUAUGGAGUGUAUUUUCGGGAAGCUGUCUAUACGUCUUAGAGGAUCAUGACAGUCUCGUCACAUCUUGCGCAUUCUCCGAAGACACGUCAUUCUUCGCUACAGGCGCUCUGGAUAAAACUGUUUUAGUUUGGAAGGUGCCUCAGCAAUUAGUGUCGCAAAGUAAUUUAAUGGAUAGUUUGAGGAAUAAAAAGAAGAGGGUCGCGGAUUGGAAAGUGCAUGAUACUUUGAAAUGGUUAAAUGAUAUUGAAUUAUCUAGACUUUCUAAGAAAGUGCUUCCUCUGGGAUUAACUGGACGACAUUUAUUGUCUGUGUCGGAAAAUGAGCUGAUAUCUCGGUUGCAAAUCGAAGAUGAUGAAGAGGCGGUUGAAACACUAAAAAAGCAAUUAUAUUGGUUGAAGCGUGAAGAUUGCAAUAUUAUUGAGAAUAUAGAUGAGUCUGAGAUUCCUCAUGAAUUCUUAUGUCCUAUAACUCACGAGAUAAUGAAAGAACCUGUGCAAUGUUCAGAUGGAUUUACUUACGAGAGGGCAGCUAUAAACGAAUGGUUUUUGUGCGGAAAAUAUACCAGUCCAAUGACGAAUGAACCAUUGCACGACACCUCUUUUACUCCAAACUUCGCUCUCAGAAAUGCUAUACUUACUUUACUCCAUGGCGAAGGACCACAAUAGCAAUCGCACUUAUAAAAGAAAAAAAAGAAAGGGAGAAUAUUAUACACGCGCACAUGUCGGUAAUUUAUUAUACACGAUAAGCAAUUUUAUUCUAAGGUAAAUUAUAUAUUCGGCGGUUUUAAUGUAAUAACACUCAUUCUCCUUACAAAAAUUGAAAAGAAUUUAAACAUUGAUUGGCAUCUACGGACUAAUUUAUAUAAAAGUAUGGAAGACUUUGUGGUGAUUCCAUAUA
Messenger RNA from Camponotus floridanus (Florida carpenter ant), 3360 nucleotides. Its product is annotated as WD repeat, SAM and U-box domain-containing protein 1. The coding region runs from base 405 to 3128 and encodes 907 amino acids. Gene Ontology annotation, molecular function: ubiquitin-protein transferase activity; protein binding. The transcript is spliced from 19 exons. Lineage: Eukaryota; Metazoa; Arthropoda; Insecta; Hymenoptera; Formicidae. Gene Ontology annotation, biological process: protein ubiquitination. The record is from RefSeq and is a predicted model, not a curated record.